Molecule: messenger RNA, 480 nt
Organism: Penicillium alfredii
Lineage: Eukaryota; Fungi; Ascomycota; Eurotiomycetes; Eurotiales; Aspergillaceae
Product: putative poly(ADP)-ribose polymerase PARP
Exons: 3
Coding region: 1-480 (159 amino acids)
Source: RefSeq, a predicted model, not a curated record
AUGGCACAAAAUUGGCUGUCAGGCCUUGUCAUCGCCGCCUGUGGCAACAUCCCCGGCAGUACCCAUGAUGAUAUCGAACGGAUGGUCGAAGAAUGCGGAGCCAAGUUCGCGGCAAUGGACAUCAGUGACUGCACGCAUCUCGUGACAACCCAGCACGAUGUGGACAGAGGGGCCAAGAAAGUGAUCGAAGCUGGCUCAGUCAGCGGCUGCCAGAUUGUCUCCGUGGGCUGGUUGCAUAAAGCCAUGAAAAACAACCAGUCCCAGAAAGCUGGGAAGUUCCAACUUCAUCCCAUCCGGACUAGUUUGAAGAAGGCACCUGAGCCUUCAGCAGUGAAGCAAAGCAAGAAACGCGGUUUGGAUUCGGAUGCUGAGGGUGGUGGUGAUGAAUCUAGAUCCACAAAGAAACCACGCUUCGUCCAGACCGUUAGUCUCAAGGUGCGGACUGCAAUUGUGGACCGAUCGUACAGCGGAGACAGUUAG